UCAACGGGUGGGCCAGGGCCCAGGAACAAGAAAGCAAUGGGUGGUGAGUCCGCGUCAAGGGCCCUGUCUGGGGGAGCCGGCAGCAUGAGAUGGGAUGGAUUGGCUACGGUUCUAAAUCUAGCACAGACUGGUGGUGCAGUGGUGGUGGUGGUGCAGUGGUGAGCACUGGGUCGGGACCUGGUCGGGGAUCCUGGUCCUUCGUGUUCGACGCUACUUUUCUGUGGCCGAGUGCAGCGAGCCCAGUGGCCAUGGGGCCAUGGGCCAUACGGGGAGGAGGAUGGGUGGGUGGAUUUUCCGGGAGCUGGAGCUUAGCGGCCACGACCAGCCACGACCCUUGCGGGCUGCAGGCACACUUGAAGCAGGGGAUAGGCACCUGCGCCAAACCUCGUCGAGAACGACGAGAAGUUCCACGAGCACUGGGGGGAUGCAGCGGUGGCCAGCUUGGGCGGCCGUGGUUGGACGACGCUGGCCAGGAUCGACUCGCUGGUCGCCUGGGGCGAGAGAACCCAUUAUUUUCGCGCUGGCUCGCAGCCAGGCGAAGGCGAAGAAAACCAGCGCCGGACAAAGCGGCGAGUCGUGCUCGUGGAUGCUCGUGGGUGCUCGACACCGCGGCCAUAGAACGCACUUGCACCACCACUCAACAUCCAACCUCAGAGUCCACACCACCACCAGCAAAACCAUCCAGCACCACAACCACCAGCCGCCUGUCGUAUGCACAUGCACAACCCCGACCGAGCUAGCUGCGACCUGAGCAUUAUUAUCCAUACGAGCGUGGCCAUCGCCGCACCGCGUCACGUCGCCUGAAUCUGUUCCUCAUCGAAUCCUCUGCCCCCCCGCCCACCAGCGACAG
Molecule: messenger RNA, 850 nt
Organism: Hyaloscypha bicolor E
Lineage: Eukaryota; Fungi; Ascomycota; Leotiomycetes; Helotiales; Hyaloscyphaceae
Exons: 1
Coding region: 90-740 (216 amino acids)
Source: RefSeq, a predicted model, not a curated record